Molecule: messenger RNA, 3232 nt
Organism: Dreissena polymorpha
Lineage: Eukaryota; Metazoa; Mollusca; Bivalvia; Myida; Dreissenidae
Product: tetratricopeptide repeat protein 27-like
Exons: 23
Coding region: 78-2576 (832 amino acids)
Molecular function (GO): protein binding
Source: RefSeq, a predicted model, not a curated record
UUACUUCUUGAUUAAUUCCCCUUGAAUUACCCAUAACACAAUGUUCAAAAUGUCAGCCUUCAUGAAUCGACACAUGAAUGCAACUCAUUGACGAAAUGGCCCUAUUGACCUCUGAAACAAGACUAAUUUCACAGAAAUUAUGGGAUUCCGAUAAAGGACUCUUAGAUGACUUAGUUGAGAGAUUUUGCUGUGGCCAAUAUGGUAAAAUUCUCGAAGCUCCAUUUGUAAAGAAAGUCUUCGAGGUGAAUGGAGAUUCAGUGACCUCUACAGAUUUUAAUGCUCUUCUGCUGAGCAAUAUCUCUUCUCACAUUGAUCACCCUGACUUAGAGGUCAAACAACAGAGAGAGUUGGAAGUGCUACUGGUGGGUGUAUGCUGCCUGCAGCUGUUUGUGCAGAACAACUGGCUGGGGCCUCGCCCCUCCAUCUUCACACCCAAACAACUCAUACCAGAGGCUGUUAAGCUGGAUGGUUCCUGGCUGGAGACCCAGCUGAGUGUGGAUGGCGAACCAGUCUACGGGCUUGCCACCUUCCCACAGUUUCUCUAUCUGGCACGCACAGUGCUCCAGUUCUGUAAACAGUCAUGUACAUGCCUUCAUACUGUUGACUGGUGGUUGUUACGAUGUACCAGUAUACAUCAAGAUAUCCUUGACAGCAAGUCCAAUACGCUUCGAGAACUUGUAAUUUCACUCAUAGACGCAGUGCUGUCUAAGGAACCCCUCAUGACUGAUGAUAAAUACAGGAAGCUCCAGAUAGAGUUCUGCGUGGAGGCAGGGCUUCUCUCUCACAGGUUCUACCGGUACCGAGAGGCCAGGGAGCUCCUUAUGAGGGCCAAGAAACUCUCGGGGCUCGACAUUCAAUUCACAGGAGCCAUGGGCAAGAGAACUCGCUACCAACAGACAGACAAGGCCCAGCUCCUGUUGAAAGUGGGUCGCUUGGAGAACGAUGAUGCAAACCUACACAGAGAGGUGGCUGCUAAUGGAGAACUACAUAUGCCUAAGAACCUGAAUCUGGAAGAUGACACAGUCUUGAAUGCUAUCAACUUCACAGACAUUGAAGGUUUGGACUCUGUGGCCAUAGCUGACUAUGAGCAGGCCUUGGUCUUAGGCCUAAUGGAGGACCAUCGUCGAAGCCAAGCCAGCGCAGACUCAAUGGCAGAGGAGGAAGUACAUGCGUAUAUAACUUUUGGUUUGAGUCAAAUGCGAAGCUGGAGUGUUUCCAUAGCUGCUCUGCUGCUACGUUCCAAAUUAGAGAAAGACAGCAGUCGAAGAAUUGAUCGGUCAAUGAGACAGCUAGAGGAGUUAUUCAACCAAACAUUGAGGGAUGAAUCAUCUGCUGGUGAAAGGUUUCGGCUGUUCUAUGCUGCAAACAUCCUCCCCGUGUGGGAAAUACAGAAGCAGUUGGCCGAGCUGUUGUUGUCACUAGGGGCCGUGGGGUCGGCCCUGGAAAUCUUUGAACAAUUAGAGAUGUGGGAGGAUGCAAUAGCCUGCUACCAAAGGAUGGGAAAAACUGAGAAGGCAGAGACAGUGAUCCGAGAACAGCUUGCGAUCAAGGAGACUCCCAACCUGUGGUGUUUCCUGGGUGACAUCACGCGUGACGUAGACCACUAUGAGAGGGGCUGGGAGCUCUCCAACCACAGAUCUGCCAGGGCCAUGAGAUGUAUGGGUUACCUGUACUUUGCCAAGGAACAGUAUGACAAGUGCAUCGAGUGUUUUGAGAAGUCCCUGUGUGUGAAUGCACUUCAAGUACCUGUGUGGUUCACAUAUGGUUGUGCUGCAAUGGCUGCCAAGAAUUUCACCUUGGCAACGCAGGCAUUCAAAAGAUGCGUCUCUAUAGACUAUGAUAAUUAUGAAGCUUGGAAUAAUCUUGCAUCCGCCUAUGUAAAGCUGAAAGAGAAGAAAAAGGCUUUUCUUACAUUAAAUGAUGCUCUGAAGUGCAAUUAUGAAAAUUGGCGGAUAUGGGAAAAUUAUCUUGUGGUUGGUACAGACUGUGGAGAGUUCAACGCUGUCAUCCAGGCGUACCAUCGUCUCAUGGACCUGCGCAGUAAGUGGGUCGACGAGCAAGUGCUUGCCAUCCUCGUGCGCGCCGUAAAAGAAAACAUUCUCGAUGCUAGCGGGGUCUCGGCAGAACACAUUCAGCAGAAACUGAAGGAGCUGUUUGGGAGAAUCACUUCAAAGGUAACAGACAAAGCAGAGGUGUGGAGGCUGUAUGCUCAGCUGUGCGCCGGGGACAUGGAGAAGAUGCUUCAGUUUCUACAGAAAGCUCAUCGGUGUGUGAUGCAAACGUCGGGCUGGGAGAAGACGAUAGAGCAGUGUCGUGAAGUAGCAACACAGUCAAUACAGCUGGCAGAUACAUACAGUGAAGUGAGUGGUGCCAACAGCAACCCUACACAGAGCCUCCAGAUGUUGUCGUCUGCCAAGCUCAUGCUCAGAGGUGUGCUCUCCAAAAUAAAGCAAAUACACACAGAUCCAGUCACACAGGAGAUUCCAUCAGAUGACGUCAGAACUAUGUGCUCACAGCUUGAAGAAAAGAUGGCUGCCAUCGUGCAGAGGAUUGAAGACUUAAAACAGUCCUCCUAGCGACCCUGAUGGGUCACUUGUGAAACAUUCAUGUCUAUAAAACGUUAUUUUAGGAGAAUUAAUGUCUUUAAACACCUUGUGCCAAGUUAAGAUGUCGUCAUGAUAUUGCAGAUUAUUGGAAGAUAUUUUUUGGUCUAUCAUGGCGAUAUUGAUUAAAGUUAAUGGGCUUUUCUCUGUGAAAAGGUGGUUUAAUGCAUGUGCGUAAAUAGUUGUCCCGGAUAAGCUUGUGCAGUCCGCACAGGCUAAUCAGGGACGACACUUUCGGCUUAUAAGGUAUUUUCUGUUGAAAGAAAGUAUCUUCUUAGCAAAAAUCAAGUUAAGGCGGAAAUUGUCGUCCCUGAUUAGCCAUGUGGACUGCACAGGCUAAUCUUUGAUGACACUUAAUGCACUUGCAUAACCCCCUUUUCACAGAGCAGGGCUCAAAUAUACUCUCUUUGGUUAUGAUUAAAAGAAAUGAAUGUAGUAAAUCAAUUUUUAUAAAUUAUUGCUUUGAUACAGGAAUGUUGAUAUUGAAUGUGUAUUUCUCAGUAUUUUAACAAUUAAUUUAAGUGGUUAUUAGCUGUAUGGAGACAAUUGAAACAAUAUACUACACAUCGUUUUCAUUUACACAUUUGUUAGUGACAUAAUUGUAUGAAACAUAAAUCAUGAAAACAUUA